GGAUGAGGCGGGGCUUGGGUGGUUGGCUCCUGCGGCGGCGCUUCCUGGUGGUUGGGGCGCCAUGGCGCUGCCCUGGCUGCAGCGCGUCGAGCUCGUGCUCUUUGCUGCCGCCUUCUUAUGCGGGGCUGUGGCGGCCGCGGCGCUGACCCGGACCCAGGGUUCCUUCAGGGGUAGCUGUCCACUAUAUGGUGUGGCUGCCCUGAAUGGCUCCUCCCUGGCCUUAUCCCACCCGUCGGCCCCAUCCCUCUGCUACUUUGUAGCUGGGGCCUCUGGUCUCCUGGCCCUCUACUGCCUCCUGCUUCUGCUCUUCUGGGUCUACAGCAGCUGCAUCGAGGACUCCCACAGAGGUCCAGUAGGGCUCCGCAUUGCACUGGUCAUCUCAGCUAUAGCCAUCUUCCUGGUCUUAGUGUCUGCCUGUAUCCUUCGAUUUGGCACCAGUUCCCUCUGCAACUCCAUCGUCUCCCUGAACAAUACAAUUAGCUGCUCUGAAGCCCAGAAAAUUCCAUGGACACCACCUGGAACAGCUCUGCAAUUUUACUCCAACCUACACAAUGCUGAAACCUCUUCUUGGGUGAAUUUGGUACUGUGGUGUGUGGUCUUGGUGCUCCAGGUCAUGCAAUGGAAGUCUGAAGCUACCCCAUACCGGCCUCUGGAGAGGGGGGACCCUGAGUGGAGCUCUGAGACAGAUGCUCUCCUUGGGCCACGCCUUUCCCAUUCCUGAAGAGUAACCAGAGCGCUUCCUGCAGCCAAAGACUCCGAGCCCAAGUGCCUGCAAUCCUCUUUCCCCCACAUUGCCCUGUUUAUGCUGGGAGCCUCCAUUUUCCCUCCACGAGGGAAACAUGAUGACAGGCCCCCCCAACCUCUCUUCCCAUAGCUGUUUUUGUACCAAAAUAUUAUUACUUUCUUCAUCUUG
Lemur catta (Ring-tailed lemur) is the source of this 913-nucleotide messenger RNA. It is a transcript of the gene TMEM179B, whose product is annotated as transmembrane protein 179B. Lineage: Eukaryota; Metazoa; Chordata; Mammalia; Primates; Lemuridae. The record is from RefSeq and is a predicted model, not a curated record. Bases 62 to 721 code for a protein of 219 amino acids. The transcript is spliced from 5 exons.